Molecule: messenger RNA, 1188 nt
Organism: Miscanthus lutarioriparius
Lineage: Eukaryota; Viridiplantae; Streptophyta; Magnoliopsida; Poales; Poaceae
Source: the annotation of a GenBank genome assembly
AUGCCGCCGUCCCUCGCACCGCUCGUGCACGCCCUCGCCUUCAAGCUCGCCCUCUCCUCGUCUCCCUAUUCUGCCUCGUGCCUUAUUACCCUAUACUCCCGAGCCCGCUCCCCCUCGUCCGCCCGCCACCUGUUCGAUGAAAUCCCCGUUGCAAAUCGGGACCCCGUCUGCUAUUCUUCCACGAUUGUUGGGCUCGCACAGAACGGGCGGUACGAAGAAUCUCUCUCUGUGUUCGCUGUUAUGCGCACAAAUGCUGUUGAUUCUACCAUGUAUGCACUGUCCGGUGCUCUCUGUGCCGCUGCAGGGCUUGCUGUGCUGGAGCAGAGCUGUGGGAUUCAUGCGCAUGCGGUGGUGGUUGGGCUUGAUGGAAAUGUGGCUGUUGGGACCGCCCUGGUGGAUGCUUAUGGUAAGGCUGGAGUUGUGGAUGAUGCUGCUAAGGUUUUUGAGGCGUUGGGCGGUGACCGGAACCUGAUCACAUGGAAUGCGGUGCUGUCUGCUCACGCUCAGCAGGGAGAUGUGCAAGCGAUCAUUGGGCUGUUUAACCAGAUGAUGGAGCUGGGUUUUGCUCCUGAUGGGCUAACAUUCCUUGCUGUUCUCACGGCAUGUAGUAAUGCCGGAGCAGCCACUGAAGCUGAGUUUUGGUUGGAAGCAAUGCAGUUGAAGUACAGUGUGAAGCCUAGCCUUGAGCAUUAUACUUGCGUGGUGGGUGCAAUGGCACGGGUGGGACGUCUAGAGGAUGCAGAGAGUGUUGCUUGUACAAUGCCAUGCAAACCAGAUGCAGCAGUGUGGCGGACACUUCUAAUGGGCUGUGUGGUUCACCGCAAGGUUGACAUGGCAGAAUCCAUGGGACAGAGGCUUCUGGAGAUUAAUCCCAAGGAUGACUCAACUUAUGUCAUGCUUGCCAACGUGUACUCAGCAGCUGGGAAAAAGAAUGAGGAGGCCAAGGCAUGGACUGCAAUGAGGGAUCGUGGAGUCAGGAAGGAAGGUGGCCGGAGUUGGAUUGAGGUCAGAGGGCUGGUACAUGUGUUUGUUGCAAACGAAAGAAGGCAUGAACAGCUGCUAGAGAUAUAUGACAAGGUGAAUGAAUUGAUUCAAGAGGUAGAGAAGUUAGGGUACAAGGAGGCAGAUGAGGGUUUCAGAGAAGAUUCACUUUCCAUUACUUCAGUUUCAGAGAAGACAAUGAAGUGA